AUGACCAGAUACGUUGGAUGUAUAGAUCUUCAUGCUGGAAAGGUGAAGCAGAUUGUCGGCUCCACUCUAACGACGAACGAUAAGUUACUAGCUACAAACUAUGUCUCUCCACAUACCCCAGCAUACUACGCCGAGCUCUACAAACAAAACAACGUUUUAGGAACACACGUCAUCCAGCUUGGAAGCAAUAGUGAAAACAACUGUGCAGCAGAAGAAGCGCUCAGAGCUUGGCCAAACAAGCUGCAAGUUGGUGGUGGAGUCAAUUUGGAAAACUGCAAAGAAUGGAUUGCCAAGGGUGCUGACAAGGUGAUCAUUACCAGUUGGUUGUUCCCUGAUGGGGAACUGAGCUGGGAGAGAUUGAAGCAAGUCAGUGAAGCUGUUGGAAAAGAGCAUUUGGUGGUGGAUGUGAGCUGCAAGCGUGUGCCGAAUGCCGAGACAGGCGAGAUCACAUGGGUGGUAGCGAUGAACAAGUGGCAGACGCUUACCCAUACGACGUUGGGGAAGGAGCUUUUCGAGCAGCUGAAGAACUACACCACCGAACUUCUAGUGCAUGCUGCUGAUGUGGAAGGUCUUUGCAAAGGAAUCGACGAGGAAUUGGUGAGCAAGCUUGGAGAAUGGUGUGAAGACUGGCCCGAGGCCAAGAUUGUGUAUGCCGGCGGAGCCAAGAGCCUAGAGGACCUGAACCUUGUCGACAGGCUCAGCGGCGGGAGGGUCGACUUGACAUACGGGAGCUCGUUGGACAUUUUCGGCGGGUCCGUCAAGUACACCGAUUUGGUAGCGUGGAACGCCCGGUUCGGCAACUGA
This is a messenger RNA of Pichia membranifaciens NRRL Y-2026, 804 nucleotides long. RefSeq lists its product as hypothetical. Bases 1 to 804 code for a protein of 267 amino acids. Gene Ontology annotation, biological process: L-histidine biosynthetic process; L-tryptophan biosynthetic process. Gene Ontology annotation, molecular function: 1-(5-phosphoribosyl)-5-[(5-phosphoribosylamino)methylideneamino]imidazole-4-carboxamide isomerase activity. The transcript has a single exon. The record is from RefSeq and is a predicted model, not a curated record. Gene Ontology annotation, cellular component: cytoplasm. NCBI's taxonomy places the organism in Eukaryota, Fungi, Ascomycota, Pichiomycetes, Pichiales, Pichiaceae.